Molecule: messenger RNA, 903 nt
Organism: Emys orbicularis (European pond turtle)
Lineage: Eukaryota; Metazoa; Chordata; Testudines; Emydidae
Product: RING finger protein 225-like
Exons: 1
Coding region: 1-903 (300 amino acids)
Biological process (GO): protein ubiquitination
Molecular function (GO): ubiquitin protein ligase activity
Source: RefSeq, a predicted model, not a curated record
AUGGCGGCACCAGGGGAAGUGGGGCUAGGGGGGCCCCAGGGCACUGAGCUGGUGGAGCAGGGGCCCUGGGGUGCUGAGCUGGCGGAGGGGGGCCCCUGGGGUGCUGAGCUGGCAGAGCAGGCUUCCUGGGGCACUAACGAGGAGGAUGAAGACAAGGCCUCCAUGGACUGUGUGAUCUGCUUCUCGCCCUAUGACCGGUUGUUCAAGGUGCCCAAGGCGCUGGGCUGCGGGCACACCUUCUGCCUCGAGUGCCUAGCGCGCAUCAACGUCUCCUCGGAGCAGGUCAACGCCAUCAGCUGCCCCGUGUGCCGGGAGUUGACCUGCCUGCCCCCCCGCAAGGGCCUGCCUGGCUUGCCCACCUGCCUGGACCUGCUGGACCGGCUGCCCCUGGCGCCUGCCGCCCCCAGCAGCUCUGUGCGCUUCAGCCGGCGCCGGGGGCUGCUGUACGUGCCGGGCUGGGGGACCCGAAAGGGCCGGGGGCUGGCGCUACCCAAGCCAGGCCCUGCUCUCAGCACUGUCAGCCUGAGCGUGGAUGUGGGGCGGCCCGCACCGCGGAGUGUGGGCGGGGGGCUGCGGGGGCUGGGCUGCUCCAGCUGGCCCUUCGCUGUGGCUGUGGCUGUGGCCGUAACUGUCACCGUGGGGCUGGUGAUCUCCGGCGUCUACAUCUUCUUCAUGCUGCCGACGACCUACGGGCCAGGGCCAGGCGGGCUGGGCAACGCCACCUGGCAGGUGCCCUGGCCCAAUGGCACUGCUGCGCCGCCCAGUGACAGAUGGCUGCUGGCACAGCCCCCCAGGGACGGGGCUAUGGGGCUGGCUGGAGAGACAGCACCUCCACCGCCUGGUAUCAGGAGGAAGAGAUGGAGAGGCCUGGGCCCCCCACCACUGAACCGAGCCAGGAACUGA